GCCUGGUUCACCGGCGUUUUCGGGCCCGAAUGGAAAAAUCGUCACUCAGUUCUAGCUAUCGGAGCUGGUUUAUUUGAAACAAAGGGUGCAAUAGAUACAAAGCCCCGCAAUUUAUACAAGAGGCUACAAGUUGUACAACUUCCACUGUGCCUGUAGAGGAAUGGCCACGAACUCUCAUGAAAGGGAGCCGAGCCCCCGGUCCGGGCGGCUCCGGCCGAAACUUCUGGCUGCUACUGCGUUUUCGAAAAGCCCCACGCCAUCGCCUCGCGAGGAGAAGGAACCAUCCCUCGCACAGAUACUGCAGGAACACGAUAAAAAGAAGGAGCGCCGAGCGGUCUCGCCCGCUUCGAGCUCGCCUGCGAGUCAGUUGGGUUCCGAGUAUUACCCGGCUACGAGCGAUAAGGAGCAGCGUCGUCGGAAGAAGAUAGAAAGUCGCGUGGAGAAGAAACGCCAGCUACUCUCUUCAGGCCGCACGGAGACGGUAGACACUCUACCCUCUUCCUUUACUCCCGCUUCGAUGGCGAAGCACUCGUCGCAGUUGGCAUCACGAGACCGGGACUUUGUCAGCGUUGACAAUUUCCUCAGCGAGGCUACUUCCGCAGAGAGUACGUUUGAUGUGUUUCACAAAAUCAUAAAGCACAAACUAUAUUAACAGUUGCAUAUCAGAUUGUACUUGUCGAUACUCUGUUUUCACUGUCGGUCCGCCUUUUUCGAAAUUAUGGGUAGCCGAAACUGUAUAGCUUGUCGCGUUAAACUCUUGAAAUUUUCAAACUUUGGUGCACAAAUACAACAGUCGGCAUGGGUUCCUCCGAGCUUCGUUCGUUUGCGCCCGCGGGGGAAGUGUACGCGAGCCGUGAGCGCGAGAGGAUCGAGCGGAAAAUGGAGCAGCAGCUCCGGAGGCAACAGGAGCGGGCCGCGAGCCGGUCGUCUGCGGACGACGAGCUACGGUCUGGGAACUACUACGGGCCAGCCAGCCAGUCGUCCCCCAGUAGCGGCAGCCGGCCCUCGCGGAAGCAACUGGAGGAGGACGCUGUCAACCGGAAGAAGGGCAAGGCCGACGAGGUAGCGGACCAGAUGCGGCUAAACAUUAUGAAGUUAGCGGAAAACAACGAGAAGCUAGACCGCUUGGACGAGCAAUACAAGGAAGACGUGAAGAGCGCGGGCCGGUACCGCGACGGGGCUAAAAAGCUCGAGGCUUAUUUCCGAGACAGGGCCGGCGAGGGCGGCGGGAAAAAAACAGGUGCCGACCGCGGUGAAGGUAGCAGUUCGAGGCCGCGGCCAGCCGGAGCUCCGAAGAGCGAUGCAAGCGCUAAGGACCACGGAGCUCCGAAGACCUCCGAAGAGCCGAAACAGGAGGAAGAAGAGAGCGCUUGCUCCGCAAUGUAACGUUCGAUAAGAGGAAUGUCCAGAGAGUCGUCUGAGACCACUCUGGGCUCGUGAAUGUGAUGAACAGGAUUUGCUGUAGUUGGAAGAAUACGUGCUGAAAAGACGAACUUUGAUAAAGAGCGCCUCCGUGGUGUCGGGGAGGAGCAACGCGUUAUAC
Messenger RNA from Amoebophrya sp. A120, 1543 nucleotides. Lineage: Eukaryota; Dinophyceae; Syndiniales; Amoebophryaceae. The record is from the annotation of a GenBank genome assembly.